AUGUCAAGCACGCAAAGCAACGGCACGUCCUCCAAGGACACGUGGUGUUUCGGGAAGCAGUCAGUGACAGAUGCCAUUGAGGCUGUGAGGAACGGACAGAUGGUCAUUGUGGUCGAUGACGAAGAUCGCGAGAACGAGGGAGAUUUGAUCAUGGCGGCAGAGAAAGCAACAAAAGAGACCAUUGCCUUCAUGAUCAAGCACACUUCCGGGGUGAUAUGCUGCGCCAUUGAGGGGGAACGAGCUGUAGAUCUCCAGCUCCCUCAGAUGGUUGAGAAGAACGAGGACGCCAAGUGUACUGCCUUCACCGUCUCUGUCGACCUUCGGCAUGGCAUCACGACGGGCAUCUCAGCUUCCGAUCGUGCGGCCACUCUCCGAGCUCUGGGGAGCAAGGAGAGCAAAGCAAGCGACUUCACCAGACCCGGUCACAUCUUUCCGCUUCGGGGAGUUCCAGGAGGAGUCCUCUCGCGCGAGGGACACACUGAGGCAUCGAUCGACCUUUCCGUCCUCGCCGGCUGCACUCCGGCCGGCGUCCUCUGCGAGAUUGUCACUGAAGAUUGCUCUGAGAUGAUGCGCGUACCGGAGCUGAAGGUCUUUGCGAAGAAGCAUUCCCUUGUUUUCACUUCAAUCCAAGACCUCAAGAUGUAUCGCCGCAGUCUUGACGCAGCAAACUAA
Guillardia theta CCMP2712 is the source of this 672-nucleotide messenger RNA. RefSeq lists its product as hypothetical. Gene Ontology annotation, cellular component: cytosol. Bases 1 to 672 code for a protein of 223 amino acids. Lineage: Eukaryota; Cryptophyceae; Pyrenomonadales; Geminigeraceae. Gene Ontology annotation, biological process: riboflavin biosynthetic process. The transcript is spliced from 10 exons. The record is from RefSeq and is a predicted model, not a curated record. Gene Ontology annotation, molecular function: 3,4-dihydroxy-2-butanone-4-phosphate synthase activity.